Messenger RNA from Acanthoscelides obtectus, 1402 nucleotides. Lineage: Eukaryota; Metazoa; Arthropoda; Insecta; Coleoptera; Chrysomelidae. The record is from the annotation of a GenBank genome assembly.
AUGCGGCUGAUCGACGUGAAAUCCCCCCCGCCAGCCUCCGGCGGCAUAACCACCUUGCACUACCCGUCCGGCUACCCUAUUUCCCGCCGCCCCCCUGUCUUCUUAUGCCCCUCUCCUGGGCCUGAUCCGUACCGCCCACACCAAAACCACGCCUCCCACCACCACCGAAUGGGCGGAACGACGCAUCGAUUGGGCGGAGCCUCCCAUCACCUCUACGAAGAGCUGUCGGAGCCGGCGGAUGACGAUAUGAGUGAUCCGCCUCUGUCGGAGGAUGACUUCGCUGAGGAUGAGCUGAGUUUGGCCGGCGAAGCAGAUGGGAGGAGACUGGACGGACCGCCCCCUCCGCCGUACAGAGAAGAGGAUGAGUUGGUUAUGGAUGCCGGUGGGGUGAUCAGGAGGGAUGUAGGCAGCGUGGAGCCCCCAGGUGUGAACAACCAAAACCUCCAAACCCAAACUGCAAACCGUCGGGUGAUACCCAGCAUAACCCAUCGUCUGCAAUGCAUGGGCCAAGCGCCAUCUGCAGUCGGUCCGUACGAAUCAGUACCCGUCAUUGGCCACCACUUGGCCACAUUUAGGCCACUCAGCAAUCACAACCAUAAGCCAUACUCGCAUGACUCUGCAAUAGGGUCUGAUAGCGGUUAUAGCAACCAUACAGGGGGGACCAGGUAGUUGGAACCUAACUAGCAUUUGGACGGGAGUAAGAGUUUGUAUUUGUAGUAUUUGGCUUGAAUGAUCCUAAAAAUAGUCUUAUCAUUAAAAGAUAUGCAAAUCAGAUAAGAUCAGAACGAACUAAAGCUCGAUUAUAGAUCGAAUUAACCUCGUACAUGCAUGCAUAGAUUAUAAAUAAAUGUGCAAGAAAAAUCGAGCAAGGUAGCAACGUUUCCGAGAUAAUGGAUCGAGAAGUUAGAUAAAAAAAUUACGUCCGUUCUAUUGUCUAUCAGUUGAUAUCCAAUUUUUUUGUAUUGUAAUAAAAUUCAGAAUGACGUAUACCUGUAUGUUUUGUUGCCUAUACUAGGUGUUUUAGCACUUAUACUCCAGAAAACCAUACCUCGUCUGACUUCCAACUUCAAAAUUUCAGAAACCUUGCUGCUUAGCGCGACAUCUUUUGUGACAGUAUUUUAUAUUGUCUGCUUUUAGGAACAUCCACAACAAAUAUUCCAAAUACGAGUAUUUUACCCCGCCAUUGCUAGAAAUGCUACCUUAUUUUGUCAGUAUAUUCAAUGAUUCAUAUAACUUUAAAUUUUACAGGGAAAAAUAAUAGUUAUGUACCAUUCUACUAUCUUAAUACCACGGUCAUUUGUAACAUGCCAGCAAUAUCGACAUUACGUGUUAUAUAUACAUAUAUAUAUGUAUAAUCAUUGGAAAGCGAUAUUAAAGGUUUCACGUUACAAGUCAAACAUAC